Dermacentor albipictus is the source of this 1243-nucleotide messenger RNA. It is a transcript of the gene Rpi, whose product is annotated as Ribose-5-phosphate isomerase. Gene Ontology annotation, cellular component: intracellular membrane-bounded organelle. Lineage: Eukaryota; Metazoa; Arthropoda; Arachnida; Ixodida; Ixodidae. Gene Ontology annotation, molecular function: ribose-5-phosphate isomerase activity. Gene Ontology annotation, biological process: pentose-phosphate shunt, non-oxidative branch; D-ribose metabolic process. The record is from RefSeq and is a predicted model, not a curated record.
GUUGCAAAGUUCUUUUCUCCGUGCACUUACGCGGGCAUGGCAUUCAACUUUCUUGUGUUGCUGCGGCGUGAAUAUCUGCCUACUGCUAAUUAGAAUUCACAGCGCAUUGUAUUUGUCUUUGCACUUUAUUUACGUUACAGUGCUUCACCGAACAACUACAUUGUGGGCAUUGGAAGUGGAAGUACGGUAGUCUAUGCAGUUGAGCAUCUCGAGUCCCCACACCGGUUCAGACAUUGGUCCCAUCGCAGGACUAAAUUUGAGAAUCCCCUGUCAUUGGUCGGCGACGCACGCAGCCGCCCCGAACGCUCAUUGUCAUGCAAGUCUUCACGGCCUUUUGCGAACUCGGAACAUCACCGCCUCGGGUUUCUCAAAGCGAGACACCUUUCCCCAUACGUGCUCGUAGGGUAAAAGAGCAUGGAUGGAAGAUAUCUUGUGUACCUACAUCAUUUCAAGCUAAAGAACUGAUUCGGAAACAUGGCCUUGUGAUGACAGAUCUGGAAGAAAGCCCUGAGUUGAAUGUGGCAAUUGAUGGUGCUGAUGAAGUUGAUGCUAAGCUGACUCUGAUCAAAGGAGGGGGUGGAUGCCUCACUCAGGAGAAGAUUAUUGCAUCAUGUGCAAAAGAGUUUGUUGUUGUGGCUGACUACAGUCCAUUAUCUUUGUGCAGGAAAGAUUCCUCGACCCUUGGCGAGAACUGGAAGAAGGGCAUUCCUGUCGAGGUUAUACCCAUGUCCUAUGUCCCUGUGCAAAGGAAAAUAGAAAAGUUGCUUGGGCAUAAGGCAGAAUUGCGGCAGGCAGCUAGGAAAUGUGGACCAGUUGUAACCGACAAUGGAAACUUCAUACUUGACUGCAAGUUUACCCCACAGAAGGACUGGUUGACUGUUAACACCGCACUGAAGAUGAUUCCUGGUGUUGUUGAAACAGGUCUUUUUGUUGGAAUGGCGCACAAGUCCUACUAUGGGUUAAACGAUGGCUCAGUGAACGAGAAGAAAGCUGCAUGAGCCUGUUUUCCUGACUUCCUAUAUUUUUGUAUUCGUAUACCAAAUUGAAUAAUGUACAGUGCAUAGGCUAAGCUUCGAACAGACUUUGGCAUUGCAAUGCUAUAUUGACUGGCUAGUCAACUUAUUAACAGCUUGAAGUUACUAUUUGUAAGAUAGCUGGUGACAAAUGCCACUGUUAAUUUUACAGUUUUUUCAAGGGAUCAUUUUCCUCUAUUAAAGUGUAGAAUAAAUACAGUUUUUAUAUA